This is a messenger RNA of Sphenostylis stenocarpa, 675 nucleotides long. The record is from the annotation of a GenBank genome assembly. Lineage: Eukaryota; Viridiplantae; Streptophyta; Magnoliopsida; Fabales; Fabaceae.
AUGCAAAGUACUUGUUAUUAUUUCCGUGAAGAUAUUAGCAGAGAUAUAUCAGCUACAAUGGAGGAUAAAAGUGAGUUGAAAGAAGAGAUUAAGGGAUGGAGAAAAGCUAUAAACAGUAUUGGGAUUUGGCUGGCAAACAAGAACAAAGAUGAAUGGUUGAAGGACAUGAGGGGAAAUCUGAGUUUGGCUGCUACCAUAAUCACAACCAUGACCUUUCAAACUGCUAUUAAUCCACCAGGUGGUGUUAGACCCGCUACAGAUAGUGGACAUGUGAAAUGUCCAGAUAUGUUGGAUGUUACGAAUCCAUGUCCUGGUGAAGCUGUUCUAGCUGUAGUUUUCCCAGAUGAUUAUGUCAAAUUCCUUCUGUGGAACACUAUAUGCUUCGUUUCAUCCUUAGCAGUGUGUCUCUUGCUCGUGAGUGGGUUUCCUCUGAAUCACAGAUUUUUCACGUGGCUUCUGUCAAUAGGCAUGUGCAUCACCAUGACCAGCCUCACUUUUACCUACAUGGUUGGAGCAGACAUGGUCACACCUUAUCCCGUUUGGAGUACAACCAAUACCAUGUUUAAUAAAGUCAUUUACAUUUGGAUUUCACUCCUGGGACUCGUCACACUUGUCCUUAUUCUGCGUCUAUUUGUUUGGAUUUUCACUAAAUGCAUUGAUAAAGGAAAAUCAUGA